CUCGGUCCCAUAUUGAACUUGAGUUGGAAGAGGCGAGUCCGGUCUCAAAAUGGAGGGUCAUGAUCCAAAGGAACCAGAGCAGUUGAGAAAACUGUUCAUUGGUGGCCUGAGCUUUGAAACUACAGAUGAUAGUUUAAGAGAACAUUUUGAGAAAUGGGGCACACUCACAGAUUGUGUGGUAAUGAGAGACCCCCAAACAAGACGUUCCAGGGGCUUUGGUUUCGUGACUUCCUCUUGGGUUGAAGAGGUGGAUGCAGCAAUGUGUACCGGGCCACACAAAGUUGAUGGACGUGUAGUGGAGCCAAAGAAAGCUGUUUCUAGAGAGGAUUCUGUAAAGCCUGGUGCCCAUCUAACAGUGAAGAAAAUUUUGGUUGGUGGUAUUAAAGAAGAUACGGAAGAAUAUAAUUUGAGAGACUACUUUGAAAAGUUUGGCAAGAUUGAAACCAUAGAAGUUAUGGAAGAUCGACAGAGUGGGAAAAAGAGAGGAUUUGCUUUUGUAACUUUUGAUGAUCAUGAUACAGUCGAUAAAAUUGUUGUUCAGAAAUACCACACUAUUAAUGGGCAUAAUUGUGAAGUGAAAAAGGCCCUUCCUAAACAAGAGAUGCAGUCUGCUGGAUCACAAAGAGGUCGUGGAGGUGGAUCUGGCAACUUUAUGGGUCGUGGAGGAUACUUUGGAGGUGGUGGAGGUAAUUUUUGUCAUGGUGGAAACUUUGGUGGAAGAGGAGGCUAUGGUGGUGGAGGUGGUGGCAGCAGAGGUAGUUAUGGAGGAGGUGAUGGUGGAUAUAAUGGAUUUGGAGGUGACGGUGACAACUAUGGCGAUGGGCCUGGUUGUAGCAGUAGAGGGGGCUAUGGGGGGGGGGGGCCAGGGGGUGGAGGCGGUGGAUAUGGUGGUGGUGGUGGAGGAUAUGAUGGUUACAAUGAAAGAGGAAAUUUUGGCAGUGGUAACUACGGUGGUGGUGGAAACUAUAAUGAUUUCGGAAAUUACAGUGGACAACAGCAAUCAAAUUAUGGACCCAUGAAAGGGGGCAAUUUUGGUGGAAGAAGCUCGGGCAGUCCUUAUGGUGGUGGUUAUGGAUCUGGUGGUGGAAGUGGUGGAUAUGGUAGCAGGAGGUUCUAAAAACAGCAGAAAAGGGCUACAGU
Messenger RNA from Tupaia belangeri chinensis (Chinese tree shrew), 1140 nucleotides. Its product is annotated as heterogeneous nuclear ribonucleoprotein A3-like. The transcript is spliced from 2 exons. Gene Ontology annotation, cellular component: catalytic step 2 spliceosome. Gene Ontology annotation, molecular function: mRNA 3'-UTR binding. Bases 50 to 1117 code for a protein of 355 amino acids. Lineage: Eukaryota; Metazoa; Chordata; Mammalia; Scandentia; Tupaiidae. The record is from RefSeq and is a predicted model, not a curated record. Gene Ontology annotation, biological process: mRNA splicing, via spliceosome.